Molecule: messenger RNA, 1017 nt
Organism: Triplophysa rosa
Lineage: Eukaryota; Metazoa; Chordata; Actinopteri; Cypriniformes; Nemacheilidae
Gene: pno1
Product: partner of NOB1 homolog
Exons: 7
Coding region: 86-826 (246 amino acids)
Cellular component (GO): nucleolus
Molecular function (GO): RNA binding
Source: RefSeq, a predicted model, not a curated record
ACGGUCCUUUCGCUAACAUGGAGGACGCCACAUGUUCAUAACAAACAUCUCCGUUGAACUUCAGUUUUGAAAAUAACAUUUUACGAUGGAGUCGAUAACAAAUACAGCAGCUGAUGUAACUGUAAGUAUGGACAGUGACGGUAAUCCAGACGGAUUUGAGAAGGUGAAAUCAAAAAAGAGUCAGAAACGCAAGCGGGAUGCGGGAGAAGUGGACAUGGACACAGGAGCAGUCAAGAGACCGAGCUUCCCACCCAUAUCAGGAGAUCAACUGAGGGGAGGUGCGGAUGAGAUGCGUAAAGUGCCUGUUCCUGCUCACCGUUACACACCUCUAAAAGAAAACUGGUUGAAAAUUUUCACCCCCAUUGUUGAAAACCUGCAGCUUCAAGUCCGGUUUAAUCUCAAAACAAGAAAUGUGGAGAUUAAAACAUGCAAAGAAACUCAAGACAUUAGUGCUCUCACCAAAGCUGCAGAUUUUGUGAAGGCCUUUGUUUUAGGAUUUCAGGUGGAGGACGCACUGGCACUGAUCAGAUUAGAUGAACUGUUUUUGGAGUCAUUUGAUGUCACCGAUGUUAAACCUCUUAAAGGAGACCAUUUAUCCAGAGCCAUCGGUAGGAUAGCUGGGAAAGGAGGCAAGACAAAAUUCACCAUUGAGAAUGUGACGAAAACAAGGAUUGUGCUUGCAGACACUAAGAUUCAUUUACUUGGAUCUUUUCAGAAUAUCAAAAUGGCACGGACAGCAAUAUGCAACCUCAUUCUCGGGAGUCCUCCGUCAAAGGUGUAUGGCAACAUUCGGGCUGUGGCAAGCCGUGCUGCCGAGAGGUUCUAACGUGUGAUCUACUCAUCUUCAUAUUACACAGCUCAUGGACUGAAUUAUUAUCUGAUUUCAUUUUUUGUCUGCCACACUUCCUUGAAAUGCAUCAAACUGAGCACCGAUGGACUGCUGUUAUUUGACAGAUACAUCAAGCCAAUGGAUAUUCACUGAUACUUUGAAUAAAUAAAAACAACAAAGAAAUUGAA